This is a messenger RNA of Didymodactylos carnosus, 3229 nucleotides long. The record is from the annotation of a GenBank genome assembly. NCBI's taxonomy places the organism in Eukaryota, Metazoa, Rotifera, Eurotatoria, Philodinida, Philodinidae.
AUGGCAACAGCCUUUGCCAUGCCUCCUUCGUCAUCUGCAUUUAUUAACGAUCAUUUCUGCGAUACACCCAAUUGUGAUGAAAAAGCAAAAUUAAGAUGUCCAAACUGUAUCAAAUUAGGUGUACAAAAUGGUUCAUAUUUUUGUUCACAAGAAUGUUUUAAAGGCUAUUGGAGUGAACAUAAAAAACUUCAUUCAGCAGCAAAACAACAAAUACAGACUGAUGGACAAACUAUUUAUAAUCCGUGGCCUGGUUUUCAUUUUACUGGAAAAUUAAGACCUUAUCCACAGUCUCCGUUUCGUAGUGUGCCAUCGACAAUCGGUCGUCCCGAUUAUGCUGAUAAUGAUGUUGGUCGAUCUAUAUCGGAAGAAGUUGAAAAAUCAUCAAACUCAGCAAUUAAAGUAUUAACAGAAGAUGAACAAGAACAAUUGAAAAUAACAUGCAAACUUGGUCGUCUUGUAUUAGAUGAAGCAGCUAGAGCAUUACGUAUCGGUAUGACAACAGAUGAAAUUGAUCGAAUCGUACAUGAAGUAGGUGAUCCUUUAUCUGUAAAGGAAUGUGUUUUUUAUGAACAAAUGUCGUUAUUAUCAAGUAAUGCAAAUGUUGUUUACUUUGUAGUUGAUGUCAGUGUCUAUCAUCGUGGUUAUCAUGGCGAUUUAAAUGAAACAUUUCUCAUUGGACAAGUAGAUGAGAAAGCCAAAGAUUUAGUUCGAACAGCAUAUGGAUGUUUGGAAAAAGCAAUUGAAUUAAUUCGACCUGGCACAAAAUAUCGUGAUGUUGGAAAUGAAAUUCAGAAAUAUGCAACUGCAAAUGGAUGUUCAGUGGUGAGAUCGUACUGUGGCCACGGAAUACACAAAUUAUUUCAUUGUGCUCCAAACAUACCACAUUAUGCAAAAAAUAAAGCAAUUGGCGUCAUGAAGCCUGGUCAUUCGUUUUCGAUAGAACCUAUGAUCAAUAUGGGAACAUGGCGUGAUGUGAUGUGGCCUGAUGAUUGGACGGCGGUAACCGAAGAUGGUAAAUUAUCUGCUCAAUUUGAACAUACAUUUCUUGUUACGGAUAGUGGCUGUGAUAUUCUGACGGCAAGAGCCAAUGGGAAACCAUGUUGUUAUAAACUGUUGAAAAAACGUGUUAAUAUCCAGUUGUACGUUCUUUUCUUAAUUUUAGAAAAUAAAUAAGUGUUAUUCAGUUCCCAACACCAAAAAUACAGUUAUUCUUCCAUUUUUCUCAUAAAUAGUUCAAAAUAAUAUGAGUCACACUCUUGUAUUAUCCCCUUUGGUACAUUCAUUCUUGAUGCUUUUGCUUAUAACUGUCAUGUAACGUUUUAGGUAGAAUGCGAAUCUCGGAGUUAUAUUGAAAUUACUAUAUAAGACUCAAUCUGUAAGAUUGUUUUUAUCAGUUUGAUGUAUACUGCUGUGAAAAAUAGCUGAAAAAUAAGAGAGAAAAUGAGUUUUUGAUACAAACUCGAACAAAGUAGAGAGAAAUAGGGCAGACUAUGAGUUGAGAAUAGUCGAGAUUGAGAAAGCAAAUAUCUAAGUAGAGUUUAUGUGUGAGAACUAAUUUGAUGUAAAGUACCAAAUGUGAAGUAAACAAGAACGCGUUCAAAUAAAAGAAGAACAUUAUUAACUACUAAAUCCGUUAGUCUCUUUUAGUAUGUUUGAUAAUCGCUCUGUAUAUCUGUACAGCAUUCUCCUGUUCCUAAAACUCACAAGGAUAAAAAAUUAUUAUUAAGAUUCGACGGCGAUGAUGUACCUAAGAUUGAACGUAUUGUAUUACUGGCUUGAAUACGAGUCUUACGGUAAACCUUACAUAAGAGACAGAAGUGUUCAGUUGUUUCUACUUCACCACAGAUACAUGCCAGAUCGAAAACAAAUUCAAAGAAUUACAGCAUUCAAAGAUAGAUAAUCGUAGAUAUCAAGCUUAUAUCUCUUUUUAUUUAUCCAUCCAGUAUUAUUAUUGUUGUUUUCUUUCAUCUUCCCCUUUUUCUAUACGUACAACAACUAGAGACGGGUGGAAUCAGCCUUUUUUGGUCCCGUUUCCGUAGAAAAUUGUUUGGUUCCGAUGAAAAUUUUGGCCAUAGAACAUGAAAAAAAUUUCUCCUGCUGACUGAAAGUUCAAUGCUUUUUUUUACUAUUGUACUGCGUUGCAGAACUUUCUACGGCCUUGCAAAAAAAAUUUUGACAGUAAAACGAGUUCGAAACUCACAUUAGAAUUUGAUUCUGCAACGAAAGUUUUACUUUUAUGGAACCAGUUUUCUUGUACCUGGUUCCAGUUCCAGUCCCGCCGGAAUCGGGACCGUCUCGCCCACGUCUAACAACAAUAUCAUACUUCAUUUUACUUUUCGUUACUUUUCAUUGCUUCUUUUUCAUUUUUUCUACCUUUGUUUAGUACUUCGACAUGAGUGUGUAGAAUUUAUACGGUCAGUCUUUAUGGGGGCAUUCUGGUCCUGAGUGUAAACGCCAUUUAUAUAAGUCUUCUCUUCUCUUGGUUGACUGAAAGAAACUGAAGUAACAAUAUUUAUUAUAAACAUUUUAUUGAAAAAGAAAAAAGAACGAUUGCGCAAGCGGCUUUCGCCAUAUGUGUGCCUUAAAAUGUAUAAAAAGAACGUAUAAUGAGCUUGAAAGGAGAAAGGAAGAAAAAGGGAAAGAGAAAGCUCACGCAAGAGAUGGUCAUUCGGAUUUUUGGAUAUUCACUUCUACUGUUCUACUUGUAUUGGCAGCGAGAGGAAACGUAAACUUCUCAGAAUCGCACUGUCCGUAGUAUAUAUCUGCAUAUCUCGUUCAAAAUAACUUGACUCUCACCCAAACAUCUCCCACGAACUCCCAAUAGACUAGUCACCGACACACAAGGCAAGAAGCUUAGACCGGAUAGCAGAUCGGUUCUUUCUAAAACAUACUCUGAACAAUCUAAUAAAUAAUGCUUUACUGUUUCGUUAGCUCCUCGACAUGCACAAAGAGGGGAUGAAACACAUCUUUUGGAGUGUAGAUUGGCAUUUAGUUGGAGAUUAACACAUUUCAAUCGCAUAAAAAAUAUUUCAGCUUGUCGUGAUGGAAAAAUGAGGCUUUUUUUAAAAGGGGAUUCGCUUCGCAAAUCCAAAGCAUUCUGUUUCAGCUUUUUACGUAAUGGUUUCGCCUUUAAUGAGUAUAAUGUUGGAUCUAAUUCUUUCCAUUUCUUAGAGAGUAGAGUAAAAAAAGAGCUAUGGCGCGUAUUUACAGGUUGCAUUAUAGUUUGCCU